AUGAUUAAUACAAAGGAUAUCACUAAGGUCUCUCUAGCUCAGUUUCUGAGAUUUUACAAACAGCCCAUAAGUGAAGAACAAGCCUGGGCUAUUUGCUUCCACUGUUGUUGUAAAAUGGAUCAGAUAUUAGCUCAAGGAUUGGAUUCUGUAGUACAAAUGAUGAUUCUAGAUAUUGAUAACCUCUAUAUCCAUUCUGAUGGUAGUAUAUCUUUCACUAUCAAACAUAACUAUGAUGAUCAUUUAAAUCAACAAUCAAGAGAGAUUUUAGAAGAUAAGUUGGCAGAAUUAUUAGGAAAAGCGAUCUAUAAAGCUCUGGACUGGGGAAUCGAGAGCCACAUGGAGAGAGAGCUGAGUGAGUCACUGGCAAAGCUAAUAUCCUUCAUGCUCAAACUGAACACAGAGACCUCAAAAGCCACAGUUGCUUUCCAGGACGUAAUCAAGAUCUGUGAGGAUCACUUCCACAGACCUUCCGAAGCUGCCAGUCACUAUACAGCCAUCUGCCAAAUGCUCUUCUCUGAGUACAUUGAGCUUCAGAAACUCAUGUUAACCAUACAGAGUUGCAAAGAGUAUUUGGGAAGAAUGGAUGUUGAAGACUGUUCUGCCAGGCAGAAGACAAACAAUUGGGAUGGCUUGUGGUAGGAUGUACUUGGUUACUUGCAGAACAGUGUGAGGCUGCAGAAGGCCAUGGAGCAAACUCUGCACAGUGUUCCUCCAGGAGAAGGGAUCCAUUCAUCCUACAGCAUGGUGGUGGAUGAUAUCAAAAACAAACGCUACAGCCUCCAUGCAGUAUCAGCACGGAAAUUGAAGGAGAAAGUCUUCCAAGAAUUCAGCCUGCAUGAUCGGCUCAUGAUGGAAGUGAAAAAUCCACCCAAACUUCGACCAAUCUUUGUACAGAAAGCUAGCAACAAUUAUAAGGGAGAUAUUCAGAAGUUCAUCUUGAAUUCUCCACAUGAUAGUAUCUUCUCUGAACAAAACAUCAACACAAUAGACUUCUCAAAAUCUGAAAAAACAGCACUGAGCUGGAUUCAGUCAGAUCUGGAACUAAAGAAGACAUGUUCAAGAUGGUCAUUACCAAGCAUUGCAGAUUUGAUGGGAACAAGAUAUUUAGAAAUAAAAGAUUCUUGCCAAAGAGAAAGAGGCAAUGUGCCUUCAAGGGCUGAGCUUUGCCUCCUUUGUAACAACAAGUUCUUUAUAUGGCCCUAUAUGUGUCAUCUCUGUAGUAGUGUGAUCUGCAAAGAUUGCUGCAUCAAAAUGUCUAUGCCAGUAAGACCUUGUGUACGCCUUCCACUUAAUUUCUUUAAAGUGAUACAACUGGGCAAGGAAGAUGAUCAGGGCCUGCACAACCAAAAAGCUUCACAGCUGUUGUUUGAAGCAGAACAGUGGGAUUCAUCAAGAGUACCUCUUGUGUUUGAACCCCAUCGCUUAAUACCACCCCUUGCCUGCUGCAUGAAAAGUAUGAUGGAUUGGCCUUCCAUGGACAUCUGUACCAAAUGUGAGCAGUACCUUCUGGAGAUUCUUUCCCAUCAGCCUCCUUGUAGGAAACGGCCCCUGUCAUGGACUGAAUUGGAAUAA
Python bivittatus (Burmese python) is the source of this 1572-nucleotide messenger RNA. Lineage: Eukaryota; Metazoa; Chordata; Lepidosauria; Squamata; Pythonidae. The record is from RefSeq and is a predicted model, not a curated record.